UCUUUCUUAUCACAGAGCUGCACAUCUUGUUCACACAACAGGUCAGAGAUUACCUGCAGUCUAUAAAUCAUCAUCAAAACCGCACAACUUGUUCACACAACAGGUCAGAGAUUACCUGCAGUCUAUAAAUCAUCAUCAAAUUUACCUGGCGCCUUAAAACUAUGGCACAGACGGAGCAUAUCAACAGAAAAGAUCUCCGGAUCGUUCUGCUGGGUAAAACUGGAGCCGGGAAGAGUGCAACAGGAAACACCAUCCUGGGAAAAAAGGCUUUUGGGGAGAAACGUUCUUCAGAGUCGGUCACUAAGAAAUGUAGUGCACACAAUGUGAUAGUAGAUGGCCAGAGAAUCACUGUGAUUGACACGCCGGGACUCUGUGACACAUCAAUGAGCAAAGGACAACUUAAAGAUAAAAUAGCAGAGAUGUUCAAUCAUUCUGGUGAUGGUGUUCAUGCAUUUCUGCUGGUGAUCAGUGUGUGCACUAAAUUUACAGAGGAGGAAAGGAAUUCUGUGAAGUGGAUCCAGGAUAACUAUGGUGAAGAGGCUUCAAAAAACACCAUCGUGUUGUUUACAAAUGGAGAUGAAUUAGACUCCAGUGAAACAACAAUUGAAGAAUUUAUGGGGGAAAGUCUGCAGAGGUUAGUUAAUCAGUGUAAUAGAAGAUAUCAGGUUUUUAGAAACAGAACUAAUGAUCGCUCCCAGGUCACUGAGCUUGUGGAAAAGAUAAGGAAAAUGGUGAAUGAAAAUGAACUUUACACUAGAAAGAAAUAUGAGGAAACUCAAAGAAAUUUGCUCUUGCGAGCAGGAGCACUAGGAGCAGCAGCAGGAGCAGGAGUAGGUGGGGGAGGAGCUUGUUUAGCAGGAGCUGCUAAAGCUACAGUAGUUGGUGCUGCAGUGGCGGGGGGUGUGGCUGGGGGGUGUGGGUGUAGCUGCUGUAGCUGGAGUUUGUGGAGUUGGAGCAGCGACAUAUAA
This is a messenger RNA of Pimephales promelas (fathead minnow), 968 nucleotides long. RefSeq lists its product as uncharacterized. Lineage: Eukaryota; Metazoa; Chordata; Actinopteri; Cypriniformes; Leuciscidae. The record is from RefSeq and is a predicted model, not a curated record. Gene Ontology annotation, molecular function: GTP binding.